AUGCGUGCCCCCUCCCCGCUCGUCCUGCGGAGUCUAGGCUCAAGGGCAGCUUCACGAGCCUGUCGCCCUGCACAGAUCACCUUCUCCCAAAACCAAAACCAGAUUACCAGGGUAUCAUCACGAUAUAUUGCAAGCUACACACACCCUCAUCAUGCCUCGGCGCUUUCCGUCCUCCCAACAGCAGUCGAUACAUCAUCACCUGAAUACCGAGAAAACAGCCAACAGAUGCAAGAAAUCCUCGACAAGAUGAACGAGCUACAUGCAAACAUCUCUAAAGGUGGUCCGCAAAAGUCACGUGAUAAGCAUAUCGCACGAGGCAAAAUGCUCCCUAGAGAUCGUGUCUCUGCUCUUAUUGAUCCCGGUACCUCGUUUCUGGAACUCUCCCCUCUAGCCGGCCACGCCGUCUACGAAGGCGAAGAUGUUCCAGCCGGUGGAAUCAUUACCGGAAUCGGAACAGUCGAAGGUGUCCAGUGCAUGAUUGUUGCAAACGACAGCACAGUAAAGGGCGGCACAUAUUAUCCCAUCACCGUUAAAAAGCAUCUACGCGCACAAGCCAUCGCUCAAGAAAACAGACUACCAUGCAUUUACCUUGUUGAUUCUGGCGGCGCAAAUCUACCCCAUCAAGCAGAUGUAUUUCCGGACCGUGAUCAUUUCGGUCGUAUCUUCUUUAACCAGGCUCGGAUGAGUUCCCUUGGAAUUCCUCAGCUGUCCGUCGUUAUGGGUCCCUGCACAGCGGGCGGUGCUUAUGUUCCCGCCAUGAGUGAUGAGACGAUCAUUGUUGAGAAUCAAGGAACUAUUUUCCUCGCUGGACCACCUCUCGUUAAAGCUGCCACUGGCGAAAUUGUCUCGGCAGAAGAUUUAGGUGGUGGACAGCUUCACUCGAGUAUUUCUGGCGUAACGGAUUAUUUAGCUGUUGAUGAUGCACAUGCUCUUAUCCUUGCGAGGAGAUCGGUUGCUAAUCUCAAUUAUCCUACAACUGAGAGUUCGCUGAAACUCGAGGGUGUGGUUAAAGAGCCACUUUAUGAUCCGGCAGAAUUGAAUGGUAUUGUGGGGACUAAUCUUCGACGACAGAUUCCUGCCCAUGAAGUCAUUGCAAGAAUUGUUGAUGGGAGUGAGUUUGCUGAGUUUAAGAGGGAUUAUGGAGCUACGCUUGUUACGGGCUUUGCGCGUAUACAUGGUCAUCGGGUUGGUAUUGUUGCGAAUAAUGGAAUUCUGUUUUCGGAGUCUUCGCUUAAGGGGGCUCAUUUUAUUGAGUUGUGUGCGCAACGGAAGAUUCCGCUUGUUUUCUUGCAGAAUAUUUCUGGUUUCAUGGUUGGUGCGGAUGCUGAAAAGGGUGGUAUUGCGAAGAAUGGAGCGAAGCUUGUAACUGCGGUUGCUUGCGCUGAUGUUCCUAAGUUUACUGUUGUGUUUGGAUCCAGUGCCGGUGCUGGCAAUUAUGGCAUGUGGUAA
This is a messenger RNA of Penicillium angulare, 1449 nucleotides long. Its product is annotated as putative 3-methylcrotonyl-CoA carboxylase, beta subunit (MccB). The transcript has a single exon. Bases 1 to 1449 code for a protein of 482 amino acids. Gene Ontology annotation, cellular component: mitochondrion; methylcrotonoyl-CoA carboxylase complex. The record is from RefSeq and is a predicted model, not a curated record. Gene Ontology annotation, biological process: L-leucine catabolic process. Lineage: Eukaryota; Fungi; Ascomycota; Eurotiomycetes; Eurotiales; Aspergillaceae. Gene Ontology annotation, molecular function: methylcrotonoyl-CoA carboxylase activity.